Aphis gossypii (cotton aphid) is the source of this 607-nucleotide messenger RNA. RefSeq lists its product as uncharacterized. The record is from RefSeq and is a predicted model, not a curated record. Bases 1 to 501 code for a protein of 166 amino acids. The transcript is spliced from 4 exons. NCBI's taxonomy places the organism in Eukaryota, Metazoa, Arthropoda, Insecta, Hemiptera, Aphididae.
AUGUGGUCAGUUGUAGAAUUUAUUGAUGACCGAUCAGUUGAAGUGGUACCGACCUACUGGCUAAACAAAAAUAAAUGUGCUUGGCCAAAAAAAAAUUCAAAAAAAUAUAUUCAAAAAAGAGUUAAACCAAAUGAAAUUGAGUUUGAUUUUUUAAAGGCUCGCAAAUUGGGAAAAGAUAGAGAUAGUUAUACUAUAGCUAGAGAGAAAGCUAAAAAGGCAGAGUAUACGUCUGACUUAUCAACAAAUAAUGAUACACCAUCAAAAAAGUCAGAAACUAAAACUAUGAAAUCUACAUUAAAUCCUAAAAAAAGAGACAAAUGUCAACAAAAAGUAAAUGAUGUUUUAUGGAGUCCAUCUUCAAGUGAUAUUUUAGUCGAUGACAAUUUCAAAAUGACAGAAACAAAUUUAAAUCCUCCAGCAGACAGUGUUCUUGUAUUAUCUGGUACUCCAAGUUCUCCUGCUAUAAAGCUACUUUCAACAAUAUCACCUUCUAAUAGUUAAAAUGUAUCCAAAAAUUGUGAAACUACUGUUAUUGAUGUAAAAAAAAAAAUAAAUUUCAAUAAAACAUGCAAUAUGAUGAUGAGUCCAAUUUCUAUGCCGGAUAAAA